AUGUCGGCGAACAAAUUCGUUUCCGAGUCAGAAACCGAUGUAAUCAUUCUCGGCGCCGGACCAUCUGGUCUGAUGGUCGCCUACUGGAUGGCACGCUACGGGAUCCGAACCCGUAUCGUCGAUAAACGCCCCACAAAGGUGUUUACCGGACACGCCGAUGGAAUCCGUAUGCGGACCUUGGAACUCUUUGACAGUAUGGGCAUCUACAGCAAAGUAGAAAACGAGGGCCAUCUGGCUGUGGAGCCUGGAUUCUGGGUACCUGGGCCCGAAGGCAAAUUGAUCCGUCAAGGUCCCAUUACCGCAGGCCAGGUCUUCGAAUCGCCAUAUCACCAUAUGCUUUUGACCCAAGCUCGCCUCGAGCGCUUUGUGCUGGAUAGUAUUAGAGAGCAUUCGGAUAUUCAUGUGGAGCGUGGUGUGCUUGCGGAGACUUUCGAGUAUGAUGAAACACCGGAAAGCGACAAUGAGUAUCCGAUUACUGUCGGCCUGCGACAUUCUGGUCCUGAGGAUAGUAUCACUAUCCCUGGUAACUUGUGCGACGAGGAGUGGGAGGAUUUGACGAGGCAACGUAGGAGCAGACGUGCAAGGAAGGAAAAUAUCAAGGCGAAGUAUAUUAUCGGUUGCGAUGGAGCGCAUAGCUGGACGAGAAAGCAACUGGAUAUUCCGUUUGAAGGCGCGAGUACGGAGCACAUCUGGGGUGUGAUCGAUGUCGUGCCUAUAAGCAAUUUUCCCGAUAUCCGUAGACUGGGCUCGGUAACCAGCCCCAAAGGCACUAUGCUUCUCAUUCCCCGCGAAAGAAAACUCGUCCGUUUCUACGUCCCCGUCCACGUCGCCAACGACGAGAUCACCAACGGCCGCUUUGAUCGCUCAACGAUCACACCCGAGCAAAUCAAAGCGCGCAUCCAGGCCAUACUUGCUCCAUACACCUUUGACUUCCAGAUUCUGGACUGGUGGAAUGCAUACCAGAUUGGCCAGCGGAUUGCGCCGACAUUCGCAAAGGGUGAUCAUGCCUUUCUUGCCGGCGACGCGGUGCACACGCACUCGCCCAAGGUAGGCCUGGGGAUGAACGUUAGCAUGCAAGACGGGUUCAACAUCGGGUGGAAAGUGGCUUUGGUCGUAGCCGGGGUAGCUGACCCCGAAAUCCUGAGCACGUACAACGAAGAAAGACAUCAGAUUGCGGAGCGAUUGCUGGAAUUCGAUAAGGCGUGGUCGACGCAGUUUACUGACGAGGCUAAGCCGCCUGGGAACGGGGUGCCGGAUAAGACGCAGAAUAUGAUGAAGAUUGCAGUGGAGUUCCAGGAUUUCGCAGAUGGCGUGAAGACGUUUUAUGGUGAUAGUGUGUUGGUUUGCAAGGAUGGGAACGAGCAUGAGGGACCGGCUUUUGCGGCCAAUCUGGUUCCUGGGGAGCGUGUUCCAUCUGCGAAACUGCGUCAGCCGGCUGAUGCGACGAUUAGAUGGUCCAUGAGGAUUAUGGAGAGUAAUGGGCCGUUCAGACUGGUUGUUUUGGCGGGCGAUAUGCGUGUGAAGGAGCAGAAGGCGCGGGUUGAUGAUCUUGGGCAGUAUCUGGCUGGUUUUGAUGAGUCGAGACCCUCUGUUUUGACGCGUUAUGUGUCUAUCCCGGGGCGAUUUGAUAGCCUUGUUGAUACCUUGACUAUUCAUAGUGCUCCAUGGACGGAAGUGGAGUUCUUUGAUUUUCCGGAGAGUUUGCGUCCAUUUGACCCUAUUAUGGGCUGGGGCUAUGAGAAGAUCUGGUGUGAUGAUCCCUGUAUCUGGGAUAAAGACUGUGAUGGAAAGGGAUACGAAAGGUGGGGUGUUGAUCGAGUUCGUGGCGCGAUGUUCAUUCUGCGGCCGGAUCAGUAUAUUGGAUGGGUUGGUGAACUGGAGGAUGUUGACAGUAUGACUCGGUAUUUGGAUGGGAUUUUGAUCCAGAAAUCGGUAUCAAGGUUGUAA
Molecule: messenger RNA, 1947 nt
Organism: Penicillium verhagenii
Lineage: Eukaryota; Fungi; Ascomycota; Eurotiomycetes; Eurotiales; Aspergillaceae
Product: putative phenol 2-monooxygenase
Exons: 5
Coding region: 1-1947 (648 amino acids)
Molecular function (GO): FAD binding
Source: RefSeq, a predicted model, not a curated record